Messenger RNA from Diplodia corticola, 1149 nucleotides. RefSeq names its product terpenoid synthase. The record is from RefSeq and is a predicted model, not a curated record. NCBI's taxonomy places the organism in Eukaryota, Fungi, Ascomycota, Dothideomycetes, Botryosphaeriales, Botryosphaeriaceae. Bases 1 to 1149 code for a protein of 382 amino acids. The transcript is spliced from 2 exons.
AUGGCAGUCAUGACUUUCGACCCCAGAGAGCAAGUUCUCCAACUGCUGCGUCGCAGCACCUUCACCAUCCCGGACCUUAAGGAAUGCUUCCGGGACUGGCCUGUCGCAUGCAGCCCGCACCUGGACCAGAUCCGCAAAGACGUCCAUGCCUGGCUAGAAGAGACUCUCGGCGAGGGUAGAGCACUCAAGAUCUCCAAGCGCGCAGACUUCGGCCUCUUCGGCGCCACCGAAUGGCCCUACGCCAGCUACGAGCGGUGCCGGAUCGCCUGCCUCUUCUGCGCCUGGGUCUUCACCUGGGACGACGAGAUCGACUCGUCCCUGGGCUCCAUGGGCGACGACCUCGAGAGCGCGCAGACGUACCGCUUCGAGACGAUCCAGUUCGUCAAGGAGACCCUCGGCCUCUGCCCCCCGAGCCCGGCCGGACCCCCCUCCAACAAGAUCAUCCGCAACUUCCAGGUCGUCGGCGACGCGCUGCGCGCCGCCUACUCGCUCCCCCAGCGCCGCCGCUUCUUCGCCGAGGUCGACCGCUUCAUGCAGGGCACCGAGGACGAGCAGCGCCGCCGGCUGCUGUCCCGCGACCUCCCCACCCUCGCCCAGUUCUGGGAGUACCGCCUCGGCUCCAGCGCCGUCAACAUCUGCACCGCCCUCAUCGAGUACGCCCACGGCGACACCCACACGGCCCUCCCCGAGCCCGUCUGGGCCGACCCGGACCUCCACACCGUCCUGCGCAACACCAACAUCCACCUCUCCGCCCUCAACGACCUCUACUCCCUCAAGAAGGAGGUCGCCAACGACGCCGUCGAGUCGCUCGUCCCCAUCCUGCUCGCCAACGCCGCCGUCCCCGACCUCCCCGCCGCCGUCGCCCACGUCGCCGCCUUCGUCGCCGAGCGCUCCGCCGAGCUGGACGAGUGCGCCGCCCGCCUGCUCGAGCGGUAUCCCGAGUGCGCGGCGGAUCUGCGCCGCUUCGUCGACAACUGCCGCUGCAUGUGCACCGGGAACCGCACGUGGAGCCUCAGCACCGGCCGCUAUGGCAUCUCACAGCGCGACGUCAGUCCCGCGGAUGGGUCUAUCUUUAUGGAUCUGGCGGAGCUGUGUGCCAAGGGCGAGCCGGAGAGGAGGCCUGGCAGCCCCGAGGAAAUGGGGUGUUGA